Cylindrotheca closterium is the source of this 414-nucleotide messenger RNA. The record is from the annotation of a GenBank genome assembly. Lineage: Eukaryota; Bacillariophyta; Bacillariophyceae; Bacillariales; Bacillariaceae.
AUGUCAGGCAAAGGAGGAAAGGGCGGAAAAGGAGGAAAAGGUGGAAAGGCACCAACUAGCAAGAAGGCACCACAAUCCAGAAGUUCCAAGGCUGGUCUUCAAUUCCCCGUCGGACGUGUUCACCGUUUCUUGAAGAACACUGUGCACCAAGGCCACCGUGUGGGUGCUACUGCUGCCGUGUACACUUCCGCCAUCUUGGAAUACCUCACCGCUGAGGUUCUCGAGUUGGCUGGCAAUGCUUGUAAGGAUUUGAAAGUAAAGCGUAUCACACCACGUCACUUGCAGUUGGCCAUUCGGGGAGACGAAGAAUUAGAUGCUCUAAUCAAGGCCACGAUUGCAGGAGGUGGUGUCAUUCCUCACAUCCAUAAGUCUCUCAUCAACAAGUCUACAAAGGGUAAGAAGGCCAAGUUCUAA